AUGGCUUCCAUCACCUUCCCUCUCGCCAUUUUCGUAGCCAUCACCCUAACCUUGACCCUAAAAAUUAGUAGUGCAACUGCAGAGACGAACGAAAGAGAGACUCGGUUGCAUUUUUACAUGCAGGAAAGGGAUGUAGCGCCGAACGUGACGAUCAUAAAAGUAGUGUCAGGUUCCGACGAUCAAUCCGACGGUUCCCUCAAGUUUGGGGACUUGUGUGUUUUUGAUAACGCUCUCACCGAAGGCUAUUAUCCCACUACACGCCAUAUCGGUCGGUUGCAUGGCACAGCGGUAACCUCAACACUCGACGGUUCUGUGGGGCUUUUUUCUGUCAAUUUGAUUUUCACAGAUUUCCACCCUUGGACAGGUAGCUCGCUGACAGCAAUCGGUGGGUUCUAUAUCCAGAAGGGAACAGGAGAGCUGCAGGCUGUGGGAGGGACGGGCGAGUUCCGAAAAGCUCAAGGAUACGUUCUGCUGAGCCGACUGCCCAACGAAGACAUAAAUUCUUCAAUCUUUGAGCUGGAAGUGGUUCUCCUCAACAAUUAG
Messenger RNA from Phalaenopsis equestris, 543 nucleotides. RefSeq names its product dirigent protein 1-like. The transcript is spliced from 2 exons. NCBI's taxonomy places the organism in Eukaryota, Viridiplantae, Streptophyta, Magnoliopsida, Asparagales, Orchidaceae. Bases 1 to 543 code for a protein of 180 amino acids. The record is from RefSeq and is a predicted model, not a curated record.